Messenger RNA from Lepidothrix coronata (blue-crowned manakin), 1964 nucleotides. It is a transcript of the gene STK11, whose product is annotated as serine/threonine kinase 11. Bases 251 to 1651 code for a protein of 466 amino acids. The transcript is spliced from 10 exons. Gene Ontology annotation, cellular component: nucleus; cytoplasm. Gene Ontology annotation, molecular function: protein serine/threonine kinase activity; protein kinase activator activity; ATP binding. The record is from RefSeq and is a predicted model, not a curated record. Lineage: Eukaryota; Metazoa; Chordata; Aves; Passeriformes; Pipridae. Gene Ontology annotation, biological process: regulation of cell growth; glucose homeostasis; establishment of cell polarity.
AUCUUUUGGCAUCCAACCGUCCUUGGACGAGCUCUUUGGUUUGGUUUUCUUUUUUUUUUUUUUUCCCCUUCUCUUUUCUUUUUGGUUGUUUUUUAAUUCACGUUUGUACAAUCUUCUGGAUAUCUUCCUUUUUUUUUUUUUUUUUCUUUCCCCGAGAAGGAGUAAAAAGGGAGUGUUGGAAACUUAACAUUAAACAGGAUUAAAGCCCUGAGCGCUUAAGGGGAAAACAGGUUAAGGAACUUAAUCCAGGAUGGAUCUGCAGGAGCCCCAGCAGCUGGGAAUGUUUGCGGAGGGCGAGCUGAUGUCGGUGGGGAUGGACACGUUCAUCCACCGCAUCGACUCCACCGAGGUCAUUUACCAGCCCCGGCGCAAACGGGCCAAGCUCAUCGGCAAGUACCUCAUGGGAGACCUGCUGGGGGAGGGCUCCUACGGCAAAGUCAAGGAGAUGCUGGACUCGGAGACCCUGUGCAGGAGGGCUGUGAAGAUCCUGAAGAAGAAGAAGCUGCGCCGGAUCCCCAAUGGGGAGGCCAACGUGAAAAAGGAAAUCCAGCUCCUGCGGCGAUUACGGCACAAAAACGUCAUCCAGCUGGUCGAUGUGUUGUACAACGAGGAGAAGCAGAAAAUGUAUAUGGUGAUGGAGUACUGUGUGUGUGGGAUGCAGGAGAUGCUGGACAGUGUCCCAGAAAAGAGGUUUCCAGUGUUUCAGGCUCAUGGGUACUUUUGUCAGCUUAUAGAUGGCUUAGAAUACUUGCACAGCCAAGGGAUUGUCCACAAGGAUAUCAAACCGGGGAACCUCCUGCUAACAACCAAUGGGACACUAAAAAUAUCCGAUUUAGGCGUAGCAGAGGCAUUGCAUCCGUUUGCGGAGGACGACACGUGCAGGACGAGCCAAGGGUCGCCAGCAUUCCAGCCCCCAGAAAUUGCCAAUGGCCUUGACACCUUUUCAGGCUUUAAAGUCGACAUCUGGUCCGCGGGGGUGACGCUAUACAACAUCACAACGGGUCUGUACCCCUUUGAAGGGGAUAAUAUCUAUAAAUUAUUUGAAAACAUCGGGAAAGGCGACUACACAAUUCCAGAGGAUUGUGGUCCUCCACUCUCGGACUUAUUGAGAGGGAUGCUGGAAUACGACCCAGCCAAGAGGUUCUCAAUACAGCAGAUAAGGCAGCACAACUGGUUUCGGAAGAAACACGCUCAGGCAGAGGCGCUGGUGCCGAUCCCGCCCAGCCCCGAGACCAAGGACCGGUGGAGGAGCAUGACGGCGGUGCCUUACCUGGAGGAUCUGCACGGCUACAACGAGGAGGAGGACGAGGACUUGUAUGACAUUGAAGAUGAUAUCAUCUACACUCAGGACUUCACAGUACCAGGACAGGUGCCUGAGGAGGAGGCCGGGCAGAACGGGCAGAGCCGUGGCAAGGGGCUGCCCAAGGCCGUGUGCAUGAACGGGACGGAGCCGGGGCAGCUGAGCACCAGGGCCUGUGCCCCCCCCUCCUCGCCCCAGCUCUGCCUCUCUCCUGGGACUGGACUGUGCUUGCGAUCCAAAAAGAAACCAGAGGAAACCAACCAAGGCCCCCCUUCCCUCCCUGCGCCCCCGCUCCGGCAGCGCCAGCCCCCGGGGCCGUGUGCCCGGACCCCCCGGACACCUGGAAGUUGAACUUUGUGGCUGCCAGGACGCUGCCCCCCCAAUCACUCUUUGCCAAUCAAGACACUGAUUCUGUUUUUAAUUUUGCGAUGGGAAGGUGGGAUGGGGGGGCCGGGGGCGUGGGACCCCCCUCCUGCCGGGCCCCCCCGGCCGUGUAGAGUCGUGCAAAGCCAUUGCCGUGCACUUUAUGUUUUAGACUACUGUUAUAUAUUAUAUAUUUUCCUCUUUUUUUUUUUGUUUUGUUUAUAUUUGCGGUAUAUUUAGAGAUUCCUACACAUCGUGAUGUGUUAAAAUAAACCAGAUGAGGAAAAAACCCAGGUAUUAA